This is a messenger RNA of Brassica napus (rape), 1458 nucleotides long. RefSeq lists its product as uncharacterized. The transcript is spliced from 2 exons. NCBI's taxonomy places the organism in Eukaryota, Viridiplantae, Streptophyta, Magnoliopsida, Brassicales, Brassicaceae. Bases 1 to 1458 code for a protein of 485 amino acids. The record is from RefSeq and is a predicted model, not a curated record.
AUGUUGGAUAUGGUGAGAAGUGUUCUCAAGGAUGAAUAUGAGGAAGUUUUGCAAGACCCGGUCUUUGGUCCAAUUCUGGCAAUCCUAGAGAACAAGCUCAUGUACUCAGGGAAGAUUAUUCACUGCUUCAUAUGCAAGCAGCUCAAGGUUUCCAAGCUUCACGAGCUGUGGUUUGUAUUUGCAAGGAGGCCUCUUAGGUUUUCACAGCAAGAAUUUUAUGUUGUGACUGGACUCAAGUUCAAGGAUGAACCUGACAUAGACUUUGAAGAUUGGGAGGAUGAUAAGGGGUUUUGGAGCAGGGUGUUGAAGCAGAACUGGAAGAUUAGCUUAUUGAGUAUAAGGACUGAGCAUCUUGAAGUCUGUAACAAGUGGACGUAUGUGGACAGGGUGAGACUAGUGUAUCUCUGUAUUAUCCAAGGAUACCUCAUAGCUAAGGAUGAUAGAGUUUCUAUCCCUCUAGAAUACAUCCGCUUGGUGAUGGAUUUUGGUAAGAUGACGAUGUUUCCUUGGGGUCUUCAUGCGUAUGAUGAGCUGAUUGAUUCAAUACGUAAAGCAACCAAAGAUCUACAUCUGAAGAACAAUUACGUGCUGGAUGGAUUCUCCAUUGCGUUUCAGAUAUGGGUUAUGGAGGCAAUCCCCGACAUUGGUACUAUGGUGGGUCAAAAGUUCAACAAAAACAUUACCAAAGUGAGAUGUAGGAAUUGGAAAGGAAGUGGGAAAGUGUCUUACGAAGAUAUCAGUAGCCUGGAGUCGCACUUCGAUAAGGGAGAGUUGUUCCCUUUUAUAUCUGCUUCUGGGAACUCGGAUGUGAUUGAUAGUGAUCAGUUCUUCAGGGAAGAUGAGAAGAAUGACGAAAGAGUUGGACGUAUUGUUGCUCUGAUCAAUGCCAAACAAGAUUGGUCAGAAUUUGAAUGGGAAGUUCAGGCUUUGCCUCGAAAUGUGGAGCUGUCUGAUUCAGAAGAGGGUGUUGAUGUCGGAGAUGUCACAGAAACCCAUGUGGAGGAACCAUCACAUGUAGAGGAAUUGGCUGUUAUUGCAAGAAGGGGCAAGCGUAAGAUAAAUGAUCCUGGUGCCGAAGCCCGAAAGAAACAAUUGCUUUGUCAAUGGGCGGCUGAACAUAACAGUGGUAUCUCCGGUCAGAUGAAGACUUUCAUUGAAGGAUUAUUCACCUCUUUAAAGGAGGUGGUGCAGAAAGACAUCGAAGAGCGUUUUGACAAGGUCGACAAAGAGAUGGCUCAAAUCAAGGAAGUGUGUCUAAGAUUUCGGGUCCGUCAGAUACAAUGGGAAAAGAAAGAGCCUCUGAGAUUUUGUGUCCUUCAGCAAGAAUGGAGAAAGACCAAUGGCGAGAAACAUCACAGAGUCUGUCUCCUUCAGCAGCAAAGGAAAAAGGCAAAGGCAAGGCAGCUGAGACUGGGGUUCCUCCUACGGUUCGUCGUAGCCCUCGGCCAAGAAAGGUAA